CCAGCAGCAUCUCGCAAGCCAGCGUCGUCUCUAGAAUGAGCUGUUCGGAUAGAAGCGCUGCCCUUUUUUUACUUGGGAGUAAAGAUGUUUUUUGUUGGCAAGGUGCGGUUUUUGCUCAUAAAGAACUGUGCUAUGAGGCCUGCCCACCCAGUUUAAAGAGGUCAAGGCAUUUCAGCAGGAAGAAGCAAGCCUGAAAACUUCAUUCUGGGGACAAACAAGGAAAGAACAUUUAGCAGAUUUUUUUUUAAGGUGGCUGUUAUGUCUGUCUGACUAGCUUUGUCAUUCACUGCCCCCUGUAGGUGAUUCUUUUUUGUGUGUACUUGGGUUUGUAUAUUCCAGCUGCGUCAAUUCAACUGGGGCUGGCUCUAGCUGAUAGGCUAAAAUAUAUGUUUCUCUCGACUCAAUGCAUGACCAGUGCAUGUCCUUCUGAUAAGCCAAAGUUGGGACAUGCCGGAUGGAGAUAGAUCUUGCUUACUGCAUUCUUUCCUUCCUGACUCAUUGAAAUCCCCCCCUUUCUUUUAAAAAAUGAACGUGAACAUAGCCUAAUAAACCAUGCACAAUUCUCUCGCCUCCAAAAUGUGUGGUGUUCUUCGAAGCUUCAUGACUACCAUUUGCGCUCUGGCCAUCCUUUCCCUGUUGUUGCAACUUUGCGUGGCAAAAACUGUGUAUGCAGAGAAAGGCUCUUCCGUGGAGCUGCCGUGUCCCUGUCCACAGUGCGCUGAGCAACGCAGAGAAAUGAACUGGUACUUUGACCAGAAAGGCACUGCGAUCCUUCUCUUCCGCAAAGUGCAGCGUGACAGUGUGGAGCGUCAGCUGGCUGCCUGGGCUCGCCUUGAGAUGCUUCCGAAUUAUUCCCUUCACUUUAGCAACGUGAUGGACAGUGACACGGGUAGAUACUGGUGCGAGGCACACAAUUAUUAUGAUCUGGUGGUUGUCACAGGAACAAAGCAGACAGUGGAGAGCAGGAGAGCGGAUAGUGUGUGCUACAUCCUGAGUUGUUCCGUCUCAGUCGAAAACAUACAGCACUCUGUGGUCAAAUGGUGGGAAGGCAAAAAGGAGCUUCAGGAUGAAGAGAAGGGAGGAACCAGCAUUUUCAAAGGAAAAAGGACCUCACAACUCCACAUUUGUGUGAGAAAGGAGACAGCUGGAGACUGGGAAGGACCAAGGACCAAGAAAAGGAAAGUGAAGUGUUCUUUUGCUGACCACUUGGGGAUCACCUUCAAUUUGACUGGAGCAGCCAAAGAUUGUGUAUUAGCGUGCCCUAACACAACUCGGUGCCUGGAAAAUGGAGGGCAUGGGGGCACCUGGAUCCCACUGGUGGCAUGCGUCACACUGCAGUUAGUAAUCAUCCUUGCUUUGGGGGUGGCAUUGUGGAGAAGGAGCCAUUGCAGGAAAAAACAUGAAUAUCUUAAAAAGGGUGGCAGAGAUGCUUCCAAGCCAAAACACAGACCUCAGCUGUAUGAGAAUGUCCGGACUCGAUCUGAGAUGGCACAGCGAGGGGAAAAUGUCACUUCCCACUGACUCCGUUCAUCCUGGACCAGAUCCCGCAGUAAUGGAAUUUCAUGAUCUUUUUCAAACAGUUUUUUUCCCAGCGAAGAGUUCCCAUCCUGCCAAACUUUUCCUAAACCUCUGCAUACCAUUGACUAAUACUCUCAGACAGAAAGUAAUACUUCUGGCAUGAAACUAAACAGAUAAUUUCUUCUUUGGUUAGGUGUUAUUUCCCCCACUUUCAUUACACUUUUAUCUUUACCUCAUGAGGGAGAGUCUAGAAACUCUGACUUCUCUCAUCCAUUGUUAUGUGUAACAACCUAACCUGCUCCAGUCCCUUUCAGGGAGAAUCCGUUUUGCUUUAUGACACUAGGUCUCUCUCUUUGCCCCCAACUGCCCUCCCCUUCCCUAUUUCUGUAAUUUUCAUGAGAAACAGGAAAGAUACGAUUGUCUCUUCAUUGUGCCUGAGGAAGUGAGCUCUGACUCAUGGAAGCUCAUGCUGGAAUAAAUGUUGUUAAUCUUUAAAUUC
Molecule: messenger RNA, 2017 nt
Organism: Heteronotia binoei (common prickly gecko)
Lineage: Eukaryota; Metazoa; Chordata; Lepidosauria; Squamata; Gekkonidae
Gene: LY6G6F
Product: lymphocyte antigen 6 family member G6F
Exons: 6
Coding region: 553-1521 (322 amino acids)
Source: RefSeq, a predicted model, not a curated record